AUGGCUGCCGCGGUCGAAGGUCUUGGCAUCCCCACUUCGCCCCUCAUCGUCCCCUUCGCUGACCGGACCCUCCUCAACAUGACAGCCUCAAUACCCGGCGACCGCGCCGACGAACAUGCUUUCCUUGAUUCUGUCGAGGGGGAAAUCUCAUUCUUCCGCUCUAUCAUGCGGGCCCGACCAGUGGGCAUGCACCGCUACUUCCAUAUUCUUACGAUCCGGAACGCUAUCUUGAAAGACACAGGGCACACUGUGCAUGUUGAGACGCUGUGGGAGAAGCUGAGGAAAUGCUAUGACCUUGACGCGUUGGACGCCAUUGACGUUGAAGCAGAGGGAUACCUCUCAUCCAAGUCCGGCACAACGCCCAUAUCCAUCCGCUCGCCUUCACCCUCCGAGAACCUCGCCCUCCACCCUUUCUUCCGCGAAGAGUUCUCACUACCCUAUGAGGACUUCGAGUCCAUCAUCGCCCAACGGCGGCUACGAUCCACAGCCUCCCUUCCAUCCUCCCCGGCCCCCGCUUCUUCCCCUGCGCCUCCACCAUUCGCAAGCACAUCCAGCGGGCCGCCACUCUCCUCAGGCAAACGCAGUGCCGCGGGCUCGGUGGGUGACGGCCCGCGCAAGCGCCCGAAGAACGCGAAGAGCAAGCUGAAUCUGGCGGGGUUAGUAGGCGGCGACAGUGACAGCAGCGCGUUGACGCAGGAGAGCGGGGACGAGGGCGGUGUGCCGGAGACGCCGAGGGACAGUGUGAUCACGGGAACGGAUGCCGGGACGGACUAUGCCGAGGAUGAUGAUACAGAAAUGCGGGACCCGUCCCCACCAGCGGCGGACUCGCCACGGCCAACGAGAGGGCGCGGAGGGAGGAGAGGACGCGGGGGAGGGAGAGGGGGGACCAGGGGCACUUCGAGGAAGAAAAAGAAGUAG
This is a messenger RNA of Cyclocybe aegerita, 918 nucleotides long. The record is from the annotation of a GenBank genome assembly. Lineage: Eukaryota; Fungi; Basidiomycota; Agaricomycetes; Agaricales; Hemipholiotaceae.